CUCCCAAUCAAUGCGGCGGAGAGUCGCAGGCCUGAAUCCUUCUUCAACCUUCUAGUUUCUGGAGGGGCACCUUCAACCUGGUCUGCGGUGCACUGGUAGUGGCUCCUUUCUUUAGAUAAAAAGAGGUAGAAAUAACACUUUGAAAUAGAAACAAUGUCCUUCCUGACUAUCAGCCGGCUAGCACCUAAACUUCUUAAUUCAAAGAAUGCCACACACCUAUUUGUGGCUGCCAGGAAUGCCACUGCAUCAACAACAAAUCUGAAGGAUGUGUUGGCAGACCUCAUCCCAAAAGAACAGACCAGGAUUAAGAACUUUAAACAACAGUAUGGCAAAACCAACAUAGGUCAGAUUACUGUUGACAUGGUCUAUGGCGGUAUGAGAGGGAUGAAAGGUCUGGUAUAUGAAACAUCUGUGUUGGAUCCAGAGGAGGGCAUCCGUUUCAGAGGCUAUAGCAUUCCAGAGUGUCAGAAGUUGCUGCCUAAAGCUCCAGGAGGUGAGGAGCCACUACCUGAGGGCCUCUUCUGGCUGCUGAUAACUGGUCAAAUCCCAACUGAGGAGCAGGUAAACUGGGUUUCCAAAGAGUGGGCGAAGAGAGCAGCACUCCCCUCUCAUGUUGUCACCAUGUUGGAUAAUUUCCCCACAAACCUGCACCCCAUGUCUCAGUUCAGUGCUGCCAUCACAGCUCUGAACAGUGAGAGCAGCUUUGCACGGGCAUACUCUGAGGGAGUACACAAGUCCAAGUACUGGGAGUUUGUCUAUGAAGACUCCAUGGACUUGAUUGCCAAGUUGCCCUGCAUCGCCGCUAAGAUCUACCGCAACCUUUAUCGUGAAGGCAGCAGCAUCGGAGCCAUUGACUCCAACCUGGACUGGUCCCACAACUUUACCAACAUGCUGGGAUACAGUGACGCUCAGUUCACUGAGCUGAUGAGGCUCUACCUCACCAUCCACAGUGACCAUGAAGGAGGCAAUGUCAGCGCCCAUACCAGCCACCUAGUGGGGAGUGCCCUCUCUGACCCCUACCUGUCCUUCAGUGCAGCUAUGAACGGCCUGGCUGGUCCUCUUCAUGGUUUGGCCAACCAGGAAGUGCUGGUGUGGCUGACUGCCCUGCAGAAGGAGCUUGGAGGAGAAGUUUCUGAUGAAAGGAUGAGGGAUUAUAUCUGGAACACCCUGAAGUCUGGAAGGGUGGUUCCAGGCUAUGGCCAUGCUGUCCUGAGGAAGACUGACCCACGUUACACCUGCCAGCGCGAGUUUGCCCUGAAACAUCUGCCCAACGACCCCAUGUUUAAGUUGGUCGCCCAGCUUUACAAGAUUGUGCCCAAUGUUCUCCUGGAGCAGGGUAAAGCCAAGAACCCCUGGCCCAACGUAGACGCUCACAGUGGAGUCCUUCUGCAAUACUACGGAAUGACGGAGAUGAACUACUACACUGUGCUCUUCGGUGUGUCCCGGGCUCUCGGCGUCCUCGCCCAGCUGGUGUGGAGUAGAGCCCUUGGCUUCCCCUUGGAGCGCCCCAAGUCCAUGAGCACAGAUGGACUUAUGGGUCUGGUCGGAACCAAAUCAGGCUGAACACCUGACCUCAAAGGAGCUGGGGGUUAGCAUGAAGGGUGAGACGAUGUCCACCGCAGACACCAGUUGACCCCUCAUGUCAUUUCCAACCCCAGGAAUUUAUUGGGAUUCAAAGAGACAGUACGCUUUUAAUGUUAUUUCACUAAAGAAGGGCCUUUUAAAUUGUCACCAGUAAUGUUGAAGUGUGUUUAGUUAACCACUGGUAAGUUUCCCCGUCAUGUCUGCAUGUUUGAAACUUGAAAGGAACAAACUUCAGACAUGCACCUGUGUAACCUUGAGUGGGCCCAAACUAUUUUCCAGUUUGAGCCUGAAAGCAUCAUAAGAUUUCCCCUGAGCUCUGCCUGCUGCAUGGUUCACCUGGAGUCAAAACUCUGAAUAGGCAGCAGCACUCAAAAGGGGAUUGUGGGAGUGAACUACACUUAGUAGAUAAUUGUUUAAAGGAAAAAAAAAACUCUUUAAACCCUUCUUCUAGAUUUAGGUUCAUUGUUUUUUUUUUUUCAAGAAUCAAAUAGAAAUCUUUGAGUUCUAUGCAAUCCUAUUUUCCAGUGCAGGAAUUCGGUGUCUUUCACUCCCACAUAUGAACACUCCAGUUUAAAAUAAUACAUUAAAAAGGUCCAAAAGAGCAACCAAAUUCAUAAUCUGAAGAUGUAUAGUUGUAUAAAAAAAAAAAAGUCUGUUAAAAGAUACUGCCCCUUUAAAUCUUUGAUCUCCUGUUUCUCCUGCUUGUAUUUUUUUCUUUUAAAUAAAUGACCUCGGGUACCUCUAUGAUCAAAAUGCCUGUCUGCAAAGAAAUCUUUUUUUUUUUUUUUCUUUAGAAUUGAGCUUUUAAUGAGUUUCUACUGAAAUGGGUCUUAAGAAUCAUAGAAGAUAAAGAAUGUACACUGACAGUAUAGCUAAUUUGAUUUAAGGAUAGUGUUGUAAUUGCCUGUAAUAAAUCUUUAAGAGCAAGCUUGGAAUGGAAAGGUUUGAUAGGGAGGCUUUGUAGUUGUCUCUGUGUAUUUUAAUCUGUAAAGUAAUCCCCACAGGAGAGCGCUUUGACAUCAAAUACUCCAAAAUGAGCACUUGCUUGAUUGGGUUUCCUAAUUUGUAGCUGUAGAACCCUUCCAGGUUGAUUGUGUCUUUUCUUUCUUUUUUUUCUUUUUUUUUUACAGAAGGUUUAUUUGUGUUAAAAUGUAAAGAGUAAUCUUCAGGCUCUCAUUUUGUGGUUUUAUUUAUACUUUGUGUACAUAUAAAUACCUAUGUAUAACUUGAAUGUAUGAGCUCUAUGCGAUCACCUGCUUGUCAUAACCACAAUUAUUCCCACACUUCACCAACGAUGUAAUAACCGUGUCUGGUGUCGCUGAAGUGUUCGGUCCAGUCGGUCACCGUCUCAUCCUGACAAUGAACAAAGAAAAAAAAAACUGCAGCUAUCUUGUAAAUAUAGUUUCUUGCUUAGCUGAUGUAGUUUUUGUUUUUUCCAAAUGUUUCAAGCUUGCUCUUUAGGUUCCAGGUUUGUCAACACUCCAUCUUUGUCAUGUUUCUUUCCUCAAACUUUUAGUCAGUAGUUCACACGAGCCUUUGAAUUUAUUCCACCCCCUCUUAUUUCUGGCUUGAUCAGACAUCUUUUUGUGUUUUCUUGUGUUCUUCCAUGCGCUGGAUGGUUCCUGAGAUGUGGUCAUUUUGAUCGUAGAGUGCUGCAAAGGUUGUAUGUAACUGGGCAUAGUGAUUGCAGGUAGUUUCAUUGGAGAGACGCUGUAGGGGUUAUCAGCUGAAUGGGACAAAUGGGUAAAACGAUAAGCUUAAACGCAAUUGU
Cyprinodon variegatus (sheepshead minnow) is the source of this 3355-nucleotide messenger RNA. It is a transcript of the gene cs, whose product is annotated as citrate synthase. Gene Ontology annotation, cellular component: mitochondrial matrix. Lineage: Eukaryota; Metazoa; Chordata; Actinopteri; Cyprinodontiformes; Cyprinodontidae. Gene Ontology annotation, biological process: citrate metabolic process; tricarboxylic acid cycle; carbohydrate metabolic process. The coding region runs from base 154 to 1563 and encodes 469 amino acids. The transcript has 11 exons. The record is from RefSeq and is a predicted model, not a curated record.